CGUAGAACAUAUUAUAACAUAAAAUUCUCGAUGUUUAGAUUAGUAUGUAAUCUGGAUCCACGCGGGCCAGCCGGAAAGAUGAGGCAAAUAUAUUAUAUACUAUGCAUUAUGCCGCUUGCCGUAAUGGCAAUGUCAAACGGAAGAAAUACCGAGUCUCUUCUUCAAGAUGGCAGCAAUCAGUUUACAGCAAAAAUGUUUUCUGAAGUUACGAAAGCUUCACCCAAGCAGAGCAUCAUUUUAUCUGCAAUAUCUGUCAUGCCACCUCUUGCUGAAUUGGCCUUGGCAUCGGUGGAUGAAUCCCACGAUGAAAUUCUAAAAGCAAUUGGAACACCCAAUGAUGACACUACAAAAGCAGUUUUCUCAUAUGCAAAUAAGGAGUUGAAAUCGACAGAAGGCGUUACACUAACUACAGCUAAUAAAAUUUAUAUUGGAAAUCAUUACGAGUUGAAUAAUGAUUUUGCUGCGCUAUCGAAGGACGUUUUUGGUUCAGAAGUUAAGACUAUAAACUUUGAGGAAAAUAUAAAAGCGGCAACAGAAAUCAACACUUGGGUGGAAGAGCAGACAAAUCAUCGAAUUAAAGACUUGGUCGAUCCUGAAAGCCUCGGUGCAAAUACAAAAGCUGUAUUAGUCAACGCCAUUUACUUCAAGGGGGGAUGGGCAGAUCCAUUUGACAAGGCUUUAACGGAGGAAAAGGAUUUCCACGUGAGCAAAAACAAAGUCAUCAAAGUUCCCAUGAUGUAUAGAUCAGGGAAUUAUGGUUAUCUAGAAAGUGACGAACUAAACUCUCAAAUGAUUGAAAUUCCAUACAAUGGAUAUCAAGCUUCUCUAAUUGUUAUUCUUCCAAGAGAAAUUGAAGGUAUUGAGGAAUUAUUAGAAAAGAUAAAAGAUCCACUUGUCUUGAAACAAUCUAUUGACAAUGACUUGAAACAAUCUUUUGGAACAGAAGUAGAAGUGAGCAUUCCUAAGUUUAAAAUUGAAACAACAACUAAUCUGAAAGACGUUCUCAUAAAAAUGAAUGUUACAAAUUUAUUUGAAGCAGAUAAAGCGAAACUUUAUAAUUUGUUGAAAGACGCUGAUGAUUUAUUUAUAGAUUCGGCUAUACAGAAAGCCUUUAUUGAAGUUAAUGAAGAAGGCGCUGAAGCAGCUGCUGCGAAUGAAUUCAACCUUGUUGGAGCCAGUUAUGUCAUCGAUCCGAAGGUGCCCCCAGUUUUCAAAGCUGAUCGACCGUUUUAUUUUGCUAUUAAAAUGAACUCACUGACUUUAUUCAGCGGCGUGAUGUAUGGAGCUUAGACUAAUGAAACCUUAUCAUGUAUUAUCUUCGAAAUUAUAUAACUGUGUAUAAUAAA
Pararge aegeria (speckled wood butterfly) is the source of this 1346-nucleotide messenger RNA. RefSeq names its product alaserpin-like. The coding region runs from base 31 to 1290 and encodes 419 amino acids. The record is from RefSeq and is a predicted model, not a curated record. NCBI's taxonomy places the organism in Eukaryota, Metazoa, Arthropoda, Insecta, Lepidoptera, Nymphalidae. Gene Ontology annotation, molecular function: serine-type endopeptidase inhibitor activity. The transcript is spliced from 9 exons.